This is a messenger RNA of Erigeron canadensis, 3220 nucleotides long. Its product is annotated as DExH-box ATP-dependent RNA helicase DExH1. The transcript has 16 exons. Gene Ontology annotation, cellular component: intracellular anatomical structure; nucleus. Gene Ontology annotation, molecular function: ATP binding; RNA binding. The record is from RefSeq and is a predicted model, not a curated record. The coding region runs from base 11 to 3100 and encodes 1029 amino acids. NCBI's taxonomy places the organism in Eukaryota, Viridiplantae, Streptophyta, Magnoliopsida, Asterales, Asteraceae.
UAAAAGUGCGAUGCGAGCACACUUCUUGCCUUUACACUUGCGCUCUUUUUCUCCGCGUUUCAUCACUAAACAUUCUCACUUCCCAACCACUUUCCAAUACUCCACAACUUCCAUCAUGUCUUACCGUCCCAAUUCUCAAGGCGGCGGCCGUCGUGGUGGCAGCAGCCGCGGCGGAGGAGGUCGCGGCGGGGGUCGACGUGGCGGCGGUGGCGGUGGACGAGGUGAACAAAGAUGGUGGGACCCUGUUUGGCGUGCUGAACGCCUUAAACAAAUGCAAGGAGAGGUAGAGGUAUUUGAUAAGAAUCAUUGGUGGGGAAAGAUGGAGGAAAUGAAGAAAGGAGGAGAGGUGGAGUUGGUAAUAAAACAUUUCUUUAGUAGAGCUGAUCAACAAACAGUUUCAGAUAUGGCGUAUCAGCUUGGCCUUUAUUUUCAUGCAUACAACAAAGGCAAGGCACUUGUGGUGAGCAAAGUUCCAUUACCGAAUUACCGGGCUGAUCUUGAUGAGCGCCAUGGAUCUGCACAGAAAGAGAUACACAUGUCUACAGAAACUGAGAGACGAGUUGAGAAUCUGUUGGAUAGUUCAACAGGGACUCAGAAAGUUGAUAACAUUUUGGGUACAUCCAUUCAGAGUGUUAAAAAAUUACCUCAAGAAUCAGAUAAAACUGCUAGAAUAUCAGUUUUGGAGAGAGAUAGUGCCAAAAAGGCACUUAGUGUUGAACUCAAAGAAAGACAGGAAAAGCAGAAGGAACUUGAACGUGUUAAGGCAAUGUGUGUAUUUAGAGAGAAGCUUCCUGCCCACAAAAUGAAAUCCGACUUUUUAAAAGCCGUUGCUGCAAAUCAGGUAUUAGUGGUUUCUGGGGAAACAGGGUGUGGCAAAACUACUCAGCUUCCUCAGUUCAUUUUAGAGGAGGAAAUAUCUUCUUUACGUGGUUCUGACUGUAAUAUCAUAUGCACCCAACCUCGCCGUAUAUCUGCUAUAUCUGUUUCUGCCCGAAUAUCCAAUGAAAGGGGAGAAAAUCUUGGUGAAACUGUCGGUUAUCAGAUCCGUUUGGAGUCAAAACGUUCUGAACUAACAAGAUUAUUGUUUUGUACAACAGGAGUGCUGCUUAGGAAAUUGGUUCAAGACCCGAGCUUAACAGGAAUCAGCCAUUUGCUGGUUGAUGAAAUUCAUGAAAGAGGAAUGAAUGAGGAUUUUCUUUUAAUAAUUUUGCGUGAUCUUCUCCCUAAACGGCCAGACUUACGACUUAUAUUGAUGAGUGCUACUAUUAAUGCUGACUUGUUCUCCAAAUAUUUUGGGAAUGCCCCAACCAUUCACAUCCCGGGGUUGACAUUUCCUGUGCAAGAGCUAUUUCUAGAAGAUGUACUUGAGAAAACCCGUUAUGCAGUGAAAUCAGAGUCCGAUAGUUAUCAAGGAUAUUCUAAGAGGCGUAGGAGACAACAAGAGUCUAAGACUGAUCCCAUCACUGAGCAAUUCGAGGAUGCGGACAUCAGUUCUGUAUACAAGAGCUACAGCGCAAAUACGAGACAAUCUCUGGAAGCUUGGUCUGGUUCAGAAACAGACUUGGGUCUUAUAGAAGCAACAAUCGAGUAUAUCUGCCGGCAUGAAGGUCCAGGGGCUAUUCUGGUGUUUCUUACUGGUUGGGAUGAAAUCUCAAAGCUGCUUGACAAUGUGAAAAUCAACAAUUUUCUUGGUGAUCCUACAAAGUUUCUUGUCCUUCCUCUUCAUGGUUCAAUGCCUACUAUCAACCAACGUGAAAUAUUCGACCGCCCUCCUCCAGGCAUGAGGAAAGUGGUUUUAGCGACUAAUAUCGCUGAGAGUAGUAUAACCAUAGAUGAUGUGGUUUAUGUUAUUGACUGUGGAAAAGCUAAGGAGACUAGUUAUGAUGCUUUAAACAAGCUGGCUUGUCUACUACCAUCAUGGAUAUCAAAAGCUUCAGCACAUCAGAGACGUGGUCGUGCUGGUCGUGUACAGCCUGGAGUAUGUUAUAGACUGUAUCCGAAAAUGGUCCAUGAUGCUAUGCUCCAGUAUCAACUACCUGAAAUUCUCCGAACACCUUUACAAGAACUGUGCUUGCAGAUAAAGAGCCUGCAACUUGGAGCCAUUGGAUCUUUCCUGGCUAAGGCACUCCAGCCCCCUGAUGCUCUUUCGGUUCAAAAUGCCAUUGAACUUCUUAAGACCAUUGGGGCUCUAGAUGAUACAGAAGAGCUCACUCCACUUGGACGUCAUUUGUGCACUCUCCCAGUGGAGCCAAAUAUAGGGAAGAUGCUUCUUAUGGGGUCAAUUUUCCAAUGUGUUAAUCCUGCAUUGACAAUUGCUGCUGCUCUUGCAUCUCGCAGCCCAUUUGUCCUUCCAAUUAAUCGGAAAGAGGAAGCUGAUGAUGCAAAAAGAUCCUUUGCCGGUGAUUCAUGCAGUGACCACAUAGCUCUUCUUAAAGCAUUUGAAGGGUGGAAGGAAGCAAAAAGGUCUGGAAGUGAAAGAUCGUUCUGUUGGGAAAAUUUCUUGUCAAUGCAAACCAUGAAAAUGAUAGCGGACAUGAGGCUCCAGUUUUUGGAUUUACUGUCGGAUAUUGGCUUUGUAGAUAAAUCCAAGGGUGCUAAUACUUAUAACCAAUACAGUGAUGACAUGGAGAUGGUAUGUGCUGUACUAUGUGCUGGUCUGUAUCCAAAUGUCGUUCAAUGCAAAAGAAGAGGAAAACGAACAGCCCUUUAUACCAAAGACGUCGGGAAAGUCGAUAUCCAUCCUUCAUCGGUCAAUGCCGGUGUCCAUCUUUUCCCUCUUCCUUACAUGGUUUAUAGUGAAAAGGUGAAAACCAGCAGCGUAUACGUUCGAGACUCCACAAACAUAUCAGAUUAUGCUCUUCUAAUGUUCGGUGGUAAUCUCAUUCCAAGCAAAAAUGGAGAUGGUAUCGAGAUGCUCGAUGGGUACCUCCAGUUUUCUGCAUCCAAGAGUGUGCUGGGAUUGAUAAAGAAACUACGAGGAGAAGUAGAUAGAUUGUUGAAACGGAAGAUCGAAGAUCCAAAGGUUGAUGUAAAUGUUGAGGGAAAAGGAGUUGUUGCUGCUCUUGUCGAGUUACUGCACAACCAGAAUGUUCGUUAUUAAGAAUUUGUUUUAGUUUCUAUAAUCAGUUUAGCACACACUGGAUCUUCAUACACAGAUAAUUGAAUCAGGUAUUUGAUGUUUUUUAUAUGCCAUGUGUUCAUUAAGAUGAUUUUAGAGCAA